GCCCUGGGCUGAGCCGAGACCAGUGUCACCCGGCCACUGCCGACCUCAUCCCGGGCCACCCCGCCUGGUCCGCUCUGGUGCUCUCGGCGCGCGCGAUGGUCCCCCCGGGCCAGCUCUGAGCCGGCGCUGGAUGGGGCUCUGUCUCCUCCCCGCCCCAGGGAGCUGACACCAACUUCUGCUCCUGAACUCUGCUCUGCCGCUUCUUUUGGCCCAGGGCUACCUCGGCAGCCCUGAAAACGCCGACCCUCCCCAGUGCCCAGAAAGGCGCCUGGGUGGCCCAGCGCCUCCCGGGCUCUUUCUGGAUGGAGGCGCCUCAGGAAGGAGCUGGCUGCGGGCUCUGGCCUUCACCUUCCAGCCCCUGCUGACCACACCUCCCCUAGUGCAGAGGCUGCGGUGAGGAGCAGGAAAUGCUGUACCAGCACGGCCGGCUCCCUGGAAUCUUGGUCUGACUAACAGGAUGGAGCUGGGGCCAGCGGCUGAGACCUUCGUGCUGAAGCUCCGGUGUCUUGAAGAUGGGGGCCAAGGGCCUGACACCCUCUCAGGCCGAGCUGAGGCUAUUUCCAGAGAAGAUGGCAGCCCAUCACACGGCCCAGCUGGAGAGGGCGGAGGACGGGCUGGAAUGUGAUCCCGAGCAGGAGGAAGAGGAGGAAGAAGAGAAGGGGGACGAGGUGGAGACAGAGAAGGAGGAGAGAGCAGUGGAAGACGAGGAAGAGGAGGACGUGGCGGCGGUGGUACAGGAGCUGCAGGCCAACGGGCCGCAGGCGGGGCAGAUAGCGCAGGGGGAGCAGGUGGAGGUGGUGGAGGCCGAGGACGUGGAGGAGGUGGUGGCAGAGGAGCGGAGCCCAGCGUGGGGGACCCAGGAAUGCCUUAGCCGUGGGUGUGAUGCCAAGUCCCCAGCUCUUCCAGAAAAGGCCCUGCAGGCCUCUCAGGCUCCCGCUGAGCUGAGGGAGGAGGAUCUGGAGGACGAGGACGAGGACGAGGAGGAAGAGGACGAGGACGAGGAUUUCCUGACAGCUGGGUCUCAAGGGCUGGUGACCUUUGAGGAUGUGGCUGUGUACUUCUCCCUGGAGGAGUGGGAAAGGCUGGAUUUAGAGCAGCGGGACCUGUACAAGGAAGUCAUGCAGGAGAACUACGGGGUCCUCGUGUCCUUGGGGUACCCCAUCCCCAAGCCAGAUCUGAUCUUCCGGCUGGAACAAGGAGAGGAGCCUUGGGUGCCAGAUAGCCCGCGUCCUGAGGAGGGAGACAUUGUCACUGGUGUCUAUACAGGUGCCUGGUUCUGGACCGACGACAUGGAGGACCACGAGGAGGAAGAUGAUGAGGACUUCCUGGCAGAGGUGACCGAGGAAGAGAAUGAGCCCCCCGGGUUGUGGUCAGCGGCCUAUGGUGUGGGGGACGUGCCUGGGACGUGGGGCCCGGAUGACUCGGAUUCGGUGCAGACUCCAGAGGGCUGGGGGCUCGACCCAGGCGGCCUCGGGGCCCUGGCCGAGGGAUCGGAGGUGAAGCCCUUUCUGCCAGACCAGGAGCCAGGCGUGAACCUGCUGGCGCCUUGGGUGUUCCCAGCUGAAGUGGCUGCUCAGGCAGGGAGACCCGAGACCACGUGCGACGUGUGCGGCAAGGUGUUCCCGCACCGGUCCCGGCUGGCUAAGCACCAGCGCUACCACGCGGCCGUCAAGCCCUUCGGCUGUGACGAGUGCGGCAAGGGCUUCGUGUACCGCUCGCACCUGGCCAUCCACCAGCGCACGCAUACGGGCGAGAAGCCCUUCCCAUGCCCGGACUGCGGCAAGCGCUUCGUCUACAAGUCUCACCUGGUCACGCACCGGCGCAUCCACACGGGUGAGCGGCCCUACCGCUGCGCCUUCUGCGGAGCGGGCUUCGGCCGCCGCUCCUACCUGGUCACGCACCAGCGCACGCACACGGGCGAGCGGCCCUACCCGUGUCCGCACUGCGGCCGCAGCUUCAGCCAGAGCUCGGCGCUUGCGCGGCACCAGGCAGUGCACACAGCCGACCGGCCGCACUGCUGCCCCGACUGCGGCCAGGCCUUCCGCCUCCGUGCGGACUUCCAGCGCCACCGGCGCGGCGGCGGCUGCUCCGAGCCCGGCGGUGACGGCCCUCGGCGGGAGCCCUGUGACGCGGUGCCCGCAGCGGGGCCCGAGGAGGCUGAGGCCGGGCAGGAGGGGCCUGAAGUCAGUGAGGUGGACGGAGAGGCCGAAGCUGAGGCCGAGGCCGAGGCCAAGGCCAAGGCCGAGGCGAGAGAGGAGGUUGCAGCUGCAGCGGAGGCGCCCACCCCCGAGACCAAGGAGAACCCUGAGCCGGACAGGCGGUUCCUAGGGCUGGGCAACGGCCUAGGCGAGGGCGAAGGCCCCUCCUCGCACCCGCUUGGCUUCCACUUUCCCGUUCACCCCAAGUCUUGGCUCCAUCCGGAUGGCUUCCCGAUCCUGGGCCUCCCGGACUUCAGGGAGCGGCUGCCGGCCGAUGGGCGCCCCCUGUCGGGACCACUGGGGGGCCGGCUCUCCCUGGUGGAGGGCGCAGGGCUGGCCAGCGACCCUUUCCGCGGUGGCGGGCCUGGGGGCGGCGGCGGCGGGCUGCGCGCAUUCGGGCCGGCCGUCGGGGGGCUGCUGACUGAGCCGGCUCCCGCCUCCCUGGCCGAGGAGGAGAGCCCGUGGAUCUGCUCCGAUUGCGGCAAGACGUUUGGGCGCCGUGCCGCCCUGGCCAAGCACCAGCGCUACCACGCGGGCGAGCGGCCGCACCGCUGCGCAGACUGCGGCAAGAGCUUCGUGUACGGCUCGCACCUGGCUCGCCACCGGCGCACGCACACGGGCGAGCGGCCCUUCCCCUGCCCCGAGUGUGGCGCGCGCUUCGCCCGCGGCUCGCACCUGGCGGCCCACGUGCGCGGCCACACCGGCGAGAAGCCCUUCGUGUGCGGCGUGUGCGGCGCGGGCUUCAGCCGGCGCGCACACCUGACGGCGCACGGGCGCGCGCACACCGGCGAGCGGCCCUACGCUUGCGGCGAGUGCGGCCGGCGCUUCGGGCAGAGCGCGGCGCUGACGCGACACCAGUGGGCGCACGCGGAGGAGAAGCCGCACCGCUGCCCCGACUGCGGCAAGGGCUUCGGCCACAGCUCGGACUUCAAGCGGCACCGGCGCACGCACACGGGCGAGAAGCCCUUCCGCUGCUCCGACUGCGGCCGCGGCUUCGCGCAGCGCUCCAACCUGGCCAAGCACCGGCGCGGCCACACGGGCGAGCGGCCCUUCCCGUGCCCCGAGUGCGGCAAGCGCUUCUCGCAGCGCUCCGUGCUGGUCACGCACCAGCGCACGCACACGGGCGAGCGGCCCUACGCCUGCGCCAACUGCGGCCGCCGCUUCUCGCAGAGCUCGCACCUGCUCACCCACAUGAAGACGCACCGCGGCGCUGCGGGCGCCCCCGGGCCCGCGGCCGCCGCCCCCGCGCCCAAGGCCGAGGUGCCUGCCAAGGGGCCGCCCGGCGCCAGUGCGGGCGCCCGGCCGGGGGAGCGGGGCAGCACCCUGCUGGAGUUCGCGGGCGGCACGAGCUUCGGCUCGGAGCCCACGGCCACGUUCGCGGGGCCCUCGGGCGCCUACGGGCAGAGCGUCCUCUGA
Molecule: messenger RNA, 3614 nt
Organism: Molossus molossus (Pallas's mastiff bat)
Lineage: Eukaryota; Metazoa; Chordata; Mammalia; Chiroptera; Molossidae
Gene: ZNF316
Product: zinc finger protein 316
Exons: 7
Coding region: 513-3614 (1033 amino acids)
Biological process (GO): regulation of transcription by RNA polymerase II
Cellular component (GO): nucleus
Molecular function (GO): sequence-specific DNA binding; DNA-binding transcription factor activity, RNA polymerase II-specific
Source: RefSeq, a predicted model, not a curated record